CCGAUAAAUAGUUACGCCGUCUCUCUCAACAUCUUGAUACCGGGGUUCAUCCUUCACCACACUGAGUACUUGCUACGAUGGUACGGUCAUCUCCUGCUAAUUCUUGAGCCCUGCAGAAUGUCGCUCACUUCGCAAUCCUGAAUUUACACUUGGGGAAGGAAGAAAAAUCCUAUCUUGCAUUUGCAGACGGCAGACCUGCCCUCAAUGGCACAGAAGACUUUUCGGAUCACAGGCUGCAGCGAGGGUAGCGCCGGCGCAGCUUUGGCGACAGAUUUAUAUGACCGUGGCCAUCGAGUCUUCGCAACAACUCGAAGCGAGAUCUCGUUACUGGACUUUGUUGGCAAACCGGGGGUUGCGACGACCAAGCUGGAUGUCACGUCACCUUUUUUCCAUUGAAGACGCAGAUACAGUCGUGGAGAAAGCUACUGGCGGAAGUCUAGACAAACUCAUCAACAACGCCGCCAUGUUCAGCCUCAUGCCGCUCGCAGACGCACAACUAGAUGAUGCCAGCAAGUCUUCGAGACCAACGUCUUUGGCGUGUUGCCGUGACGCAGUUCAUCCUGCCUCUACUCCUGUACGCCGGGUGAGGAAAGGGGCUGCUUCCCAACGCUAGCAGCAUUCAGGCGGAGCUGUGCCCGCCUUGGCAGGGAAUAUAUGCAGAUAGGGAGGCGACGCGCACGGCGAUGAGACAUUAGAUGAGGCUUGAGGUUGCGCCGUUGGGGGUGCGUGUGGUGACGAUCAUGUUUGGUGGAAUGAAAACCCCACUAAAGAGACAGUUGAUAACUGUGCCGGAGGGAGUAUGCAUCAAAUUCUGGCGCAGUCCAUCGAGACGAACGACACUUACAAGGGGUAUUCGCCGAUGAGCCCGGCGGACUAUGCGAGGUCAGUCGCUGAUGAAUUGCUUCGUCCCGGUUCUCGGGCCAUUUUGUGGAAAAGGGGCUUUCACUUUUGUGACUUCGAUAUUAACAUGGU
Pseudomassariella vexata is the source of this 972-nucleotide messenger RNA. RefSeq lists its product as uncharacterized. The record is from RefSeq and is a predicted model, not a curated record. The coding region runs from base 278 to 613 and encodes 111 amino acids. Lineage: Eukaryota; Fungi; Ascomycota; Sordariomycetes; Amphisphaeriales; Pseudomassariaceae. The transcript has a single exon.